Wyeomyia smithii (pitcher-plant mosquito) is the source of this 1725-nucleotide messenger RNA. Its product is annotated as zinc finger E-box-binding homeobox 1-like. NCBI's taxonomy places the organism in Eukaryota, Metazoa, Arthropoda, Insecta, Diptera, Culicidae. The record is from RefSeq and is a predicted model, not a curated record. Gene Ontology annotation, cellular component: chromosome. The transcript has 3 exons. Gene Ontology annotation, molecular function: chromatin insulator sequence binding. The coding region runs from base 171 to 1049 and encodes 292 amino acids. Gene Ontology annotation, biological process: regulation of transcription by RNA polymerase II.
CCCUAUGUACAAGCGACAGUGUCACCACAGUAUACAAGCAUUCAACACAGCAAGAAAAACGCGACCCAACAGUGCCGUGACUUUGUGGUUUAUUUACCAACCACUAAGCCAUUUAAACGAGCCAAAUCUAUCACACGAUAGCUGCUGUGGCGCGCACCCACUCACCGGUGAUGGAUGUGAAGCAGCACCAGACCAGCCAUGAGUCGCACGUCAAGAAAGCACCGAAAAACGGCACUGAGGACGUAGAAACGGAAACCGCUGGUCGGAAGUGUCUCAUGUGCUUGCAGCCGUACGAAGAACUGGGCUCCAUCGAAACCGAAUCGCCGGAAGAGUUAAAGCGAAUAGUUGAUAAUGUAUUUAAAAUUGCCAAAAUAGAGAUAUCUCCAACUGGUGGUAAAAUUGAACCACUCUGCAGCAGCUGUCGUGCCAAGCUCGGUUAUGACUUUGAUGAGGAUGCAUACUACGAAAUGCUAAGCAAAACGUACAGUGAUACAAGCCCUCCCAGCAGUAAUCCGAGCCUGCUGGGUAAUGGACUCCCUGCGCACAUAGGCGCUUCCCAAAUGGGGAAUCCCGAUUCCCCAACCGGACCGCUGAUAGAUGCUGCAUGUGGUACAUUCGUAGUUACCGAGUUCGGCCGAGACGAAGCUGCAGACAAAGCUUCGGAUUUGAAAUGCGUCGUAUGCGCCAAAGUAUUCAACUUCAGAUCCACUCUCCGGCUGCACAUUCGAAGUCACUACAGUACCUCGCAAGAACCGGAACCUCAGAAGCCGCAACGAAAACCUCGAAUGUACGAGUGUGGAGAGUGCAAUAUUAGCUUCAAGCUGAAGUACGACUACGACAAACACCAGGCCAUUCACAACCGUGGAAACCUAUUUCAGUGUGAAAUUUGCUACAAACUAUUCAAACAUAAAUCGUACUAUUUAAUGCACCGGAAUGCGAAACGCUGUAAGGCACUCUCGCUUCCGAUGACCCCGAUGAAUCUCAGCACCAAUUCCGUGGGAAAAAUCAAUUCAGACACUCUCAGUGGUGGUAUCAAACAUACCAGCUAAAAACCAAGUUGACAACAAAAGCGGUACAGCAAAUCAUGUUUUGGAACGAAACAACCUUCCUUCGUUUAAGCCAUAGCAGCAACCACAGUAUAGAAUAUAGAUGUUUUUAAAUAUUUUAGCAUUAGCGGUUAUAGAUGUAUUUGAGACCGGGAAAAUGGCGAGAUUAAUAACCACCUUCCUUUCCCAGCUCUCAAUCAACCAAAUCAUCUUUAUUUAUCAGUUGCCACCAACUUUUAUUUAUUUCGGCAAGUCCGAGUCGUCAAUAAUCUCGCCAACUUUUUCCGGAACUCGACCAACAAUUUCUGGUCUUUUUUAGUCAUUAAUUAUAAACACAUUUAAGCAUACCAAAGCAAAAACUCACAAUAGAAAUCAGUAGAGUUUCAAAUCUUAGUGUAUAAGCCAAUAAAACGGUAAACUAUUUAUUAUCACUUCUGUAUUCCUACUUCACGUGUACCACAACUAUAGAGUUUGAUUGUUAACUGUAACAAUGGAAAAGCAAAACCGUACGAGGGAGCGUAAUUCUCCGUUACACGGUACACUGGAAGAUCCCGUGGAAGAAAACCAACUGUGUCAUUGUGAUGAAAUCAAUUGUGAAAAUAAUACAUUUAAAGUUAUUCAUAGUAUUCUACUUUUUACCUUCAGGAAAAUAAAACAGAAAAGAUCUAUAUCAUCGAAA